This is a messenger RNA of Papaver somniferum (opium poppy), 1780 nucleotides long. Its product is annotated as interferon-related developmental regulator 1-like. The transcript is spliced from 13 exons. NCBI's taxonomy places the organism in Eukaryota, Viridiplantae, Streptophyta, Magnoliopsida, Ranunculales, Papaveraceae. The record is from RefSeq and is a predicted model, not a curated record. Bases 824 to 1699 code for a protein of 291 amino acids.
AGUUCUUCUCUCGGAAUGAUCUUUCUUUUUCUCUCUCUUCCCAUAGCUGCUGUUCGUAUAUUAUGCUUAACCUAAUCCUUCAUAAACUCUACUGCAACUCAAUAAUACACUGUUCCUGUAUAACAUUUCAAGGCAAUUAAUCAAAUGCACAACUAGAAUCCUAAAGGAACAACUAAGCUGAUUUUUGUUAAUUAUGAAUCUAUGAUUUUCUCUUCUUCUACCUGCAUAAAUUAGUUAGGGGGUUCUUUGAUUACUGUACUAAUAUCCCUUUUUGUUGUCCUUGUUUCCUGUUAUAGAUUGUGGCAGCCCUAACCAUGUUGAACCUAAAUUUGUUGCUGAGUAAAGAAGAAUUGAACUCGAAAAGCAAGUCAAUGGAUCAAUGUCUUGACGGAUUGUUUCAUAAAAGGGGGUCCACAAGAGAGAUAGCGUUGGCAAUGCUUGUUGAUAAAUUUUGCAAGAACUUACAAAAUGAGUUUCUGGUCAACAAAUGCAAUACUUUAUUGUAUCCAUGCUUCAAUUCUGUAAAGCGAGGAUCUAGCAAGGAGAGAUAUCUAGCUUGUCGCCUCAUUGGGUUUUUAUCUAUCACCAUUGGUUGCAAGGAUGAUUUGGCACAUAAAGUAUUGGAGGAUGCAUUUCCCCCUCUUUCCAAAGCUCUUCAAUCUAAGUGUGAUCCAAUUGAGAUAUCAUCUCUACGCGGUUUGUCUUAUUGUAGUUACUGGACUGCUUAGCCAUCAUCACUUUUGUAGGAGGAGACGAUCUCAGUGAGACUGAAAGAUCGAUGCAACUUAUGUGUUAAUUUUUUCACCCGAAACUGGGUAAUAAUAUGGUUGCCCCUACAACUUGUGCAAUAGUAUUAACAACUGUGUUAUCAGCUUGGUCAUUUCUUCUGUCAACCAUGGACGUGUUGAAGGUUAAUAAAACAUAUUGGAAAGAGUCGGUGUCUUACUUCUCGGAUCUACUGGACCAUGAUGACCUUUCUGUACGCAUAGCAGCUGCUGAAGCAAUAGCUCUAAUUUUUGAAAUGGGGUCGCUGGAGAAAUUCUGUAGUGAAGCUAAGAGUUCUAACGAACAACUGGUGCAUGAAGGAAGUAAAUGUCAGGAAAGCCAUUCGGACAUAGAAGGAUUGAAGGAAAAGAUCCUAAAUCAAAUGACUAACCUUUCGUUGGAAGCAGGUGAUGAAGUUGUACAUAAGAAUGAUAGUAAGAAAAAACUUAUUGAUGACGUAUUGAGAUUUCUUGAGGACAAUGUUCGCGUUAAAACUUCAAUAAAGGUGGGAAGAAGUGGGCUUAGUGUAUCUACAUGGUCUCGAUUGAUUCAGGUGAACUUUAUGAUGCGCUUUCUAGGACCAGGAUUUUUGAAGCACAUGCAGGAAAAUGAAUUCCUUCAUGAUGUUUUUGACUUCAAACCAAAGGAAAAACAACAUAUAUCAAGUGAGAACCAGCUUCUGCCUAAUAUGUUCACAUAUGAUUAUGAAGAGGUCGUUCUCAAAAUUUUCUACCAAGGUAACCCAUGGAAAUUAAAAGAAGAAGAAAUAGAAGGCAGGCAGCCGUAUCAGAAGAAGAAGACGUCAGCGUGUCCAAACCCUGCCCUCAAAAAGGCAAAAAAUCAGGUGCGGAGGCAGAACCGCUUGAUAUCUCAGACAAGGAAUGCUGGCCAUAUGGCGGUUGGAUUGGAAGGUGAAGAUUUGAAAGAUAAUUAACCGGGUCCUUCUAACAAUGCUGGCUACUGAACAGUCUCUUUUUUUAUUCAAUUCUUUUAAUUUUAUUCAAUUACAUUCACA